Messenger RNA from Triplophysa dalaica, 11680 nucleotides. It is a transcript of the gene fryl, whose product is annotated as furry homolog, like. Gene Ontology annotation, biological process: cell morphogenesis; neuron projection development. The transcript has 62 exons. NCBI's taxonomy places the organism in Eukaryota, Metazoa, Chordata, Actinopteri, Cypriniformes, Nemacheilidae. The record is from RefSeq and is a predicted model, not a curated record. Gene Ontology annotation, cellular component: site of polarized growth; cell cortex. Bases 435 to 10022 code for a protein of 3195 amino acids.
CGUUGGUGUCUUGUCGUGGUUAAAGCUUAACAACAUUCGGAUACGUUUCUGAGUAGCAUGUGGAAAACAGACAGGUGGAAUUGUACUCUGAGAACUCUGGAUCUACAGGUGCUUGCUUGUACUUCAUUCCUUCAGACUUGAACGGCAGCAUUCAUCUCCUCGGAUCUUAAAGGCGACAUUAGCGCACCACAACUGAAGAGCUCACUGAACUUCAUCUUUUUUAUUCUUGUUACGCUGUAUACAUAGACCGUUCUACUAAUAACUCUGACACAACAAAGAGGAACUUGUGGCCGUGGUUUUGCCUGGGUGGAGGAGCCGCUCUGCGGUCGUCUGUCCGGCUACAGACGAGCCUGAUUCCUGAGAGGUGAUGGUGGGUGGCGGAACGGUCACUGUGCGCCCGCACAGGCGCCUGGACUGAAAGUCACAGUGCAAACAUGGAAUUUCUCAAGAGCCUCGUUCCCACGGCCAUCUCGGGGGACGGCGGCAUGCCGGCGACGGAUGCGGGGGGUGUGUGGUUGCGGGAUACGGGCCCUCGCUUGCUGAGGAUGAAACGUUUGGGGAUGCAGUCUGUCCCACCGGUCAAUGAAGAGGAGCAAGAUGCAACCACCCCGACCGGGCGUCCGGUCGUACGGCUUCAACGACACCGUGGCAAAGCCUCUGUCCCUGUAAGCAACAGCAGUGUGAGUAGGCGAGGAACUUCCCCCUCGGCCCCCCCAAGCUGGGAGAAGCGUUGCAACCAACCCGCCACCAUGUCCAGCAUCACCAUCGACCCCGAGCUCAAGCCCGGGGAAUUCGUCAUCAAGAGCCUUUUCGCAGAGUUCGCUGUGCUUGCCGAAAAGAAGAUCGAGGUGGUCAUGGCCGAACCGCUGGAGAAGCCCCUGUCCCGCUCACUGCAAAGAGGAGAAGAUGCACAAUUUGAUCAGUUAAUAAGCUCUAUGAGCUCCAUAGCAGAACACUGUUUGCCUUCGCUGUUGCGGACGUUGUUUGACUGGUACAGAAGACAGAGCGGAACAGAAGAUGAGUCGUACGAGUACAGGCCUCGCUCCAGCACCAAGUCUAAAGGAGAUGAACAACAUCGGGACAAAGACUUUCUCCUGGAACGAAGGGACUUAGCCAUAGACUUCAUUUUUUGUUUAGUUUCAGUGGAAGUUUUGAAACAGAUUCCACUUCAUCCAGUGCCAGACACCUUAGUACAAGAAGUCCUUAACCUGGCAUUCAAGCACUUUAAACACAAAGAGGGGUACUCGGGCCCCAACACUGGUAAUGUGCAUAUCAUUGCUGAUCUGUACGCUGAGGUCAUCGGAGUCCUCGCCCAGUCAAAGUUCCAGGCGGUGCGCAAGAAGUUCAUCACUGAGCUGAAGGAACUGAGGCUGAAGGAACAAAGUCCUCACGUGGUGCAGAGCAUCAUCACUCUCAUCAUGGGCAUGAAGUUCUUCAGGGUAAAGAUGUACCCCGUCGAGGACUUUGAAGCUUCUUUCCAGUUCAUGCAGGAAUGUGCUCAGUAUUUCCUUGAGGUGAAGGAUAAAGAUAUCAAACAUGCACUGGCUGGCCUGUUUGUGGAGAUUCUCAUCCCUGUAGCUGCUGCGGUGAAGAAUGAAGUGAAUGUGCCGUGCCUGAAGAACUUUGUUGAGAUGCUCUACCAGACGACCUUUGACCUCAGCUCAAGAAAGAAGCACUCGCUGGCGUUGUACCCCUUGGUGACGUGUCUGCUGUGUGUUAGUCAGAAGCAGUUCUUCCUCAAUAACUGGCACAUCUUCCUUCAGAACUGCCUUUCACACCUAAAGAUGCCGUCAAACAACAGCAUCCGUAAGCAGAUUGAGACCUUACAGAACAAAGACCCCAAAAUGUCUCGUGUAGCACUGGAGUCUCUGUACAGGCUGCUUUGGGUUUACAUCAUCAGGAUCAAAUGCGAGAGCAACACAGCCACACACAGUCGUCUCCUCAGUAUUGUAACAGCACUUUUCCCGAAGGGCUCUCGCAGCGUGGUGCCCAGGGACACACCCCUCAACAUCUUUGUUAAGAUCAUUCAGUUUAUUGCUCAGGAACGGCUUGACUUUGCCAUGAAAGAGAUCAUCUAUGACCUGCUGUGUGUGGGCAAAUCCCAUAAGACAUUCACCAUCAAUCCAGAGAGGAUGAAUAUUGGUCUGCGGGCCUUCCUGGUGAUAGCCGACAGCCUGCAGCAGAAAGACGGCGAGCCGCCCAUGCCAACCACAGGAGUCAUCUUACCCUCCGGAAACACGCUGAGGGUCAAAAAGAUCUUCCUCAACACCACACUCACAGACGAGGAAGCCAAGGGCAUAGGCAUGUCACUGUAUUACCCUCAGGUCAGGAAAGCUCUGGACAACAUCCUCAGACACCUGGAUAAAGAAGUGGGGAGGUCUAUGAGCAUGACCAGUGUUCAGAUGUCUAACAAAGAACCAGAGGACAUGAUCACUGGGGAGCGAAAACCGAAGAUCGACCUGUUUCGGACAUGUGUAGCUGCCAUUCCCAGACUGAUUCCAGACGGCAUGAGCAGACAGGAUCUCAUUGAGCUACUGGCCAAACUGACCAUCCAUAUGGACGAAGAGCUACGUGGUCUGGCGUUCACCACUCUGCAGGCUCUGAUGGUGGACUUCCCAGACUGGAGAGAGGACGUGCUGUCUGGCUUUGUGUAUUUCAUUGUGAGGGAGGUGACUGAUGUUCAUCCCACUCUACUGGACAAUGCUGUCAAGAUGCUUCUGCAGCUCAUCGUACAAUGGAGGCAGGCAGUGCAGAGCAACCGCAGUCAUGAUUCACAGGGUCCAUGUUUGCCGCUAGAGAGAUCUCCUCUCUGGACAGUUUUACAUGUGGUGGAGGGUCUGGCUCUGGUCGUUCUGUGUAGCUGUCGACCUGCAACACGGAGGCUUGCUGUCAAUGUCCUUAAAGAGGUCCGAUCACUGCACGCAGCCCUUGGCAUCGCAAAGGGAGAUGAGGAGUUGGCGAUAGAUGUGAUGGACAGAUUGAGCGCUUCAGUUCUCGAAAGCUUUAUCCACCUUACUGGGGCCGAUCAGUCAAAUCUGCUAUACUGCCCCAGUGGAAUAGAUCUUCAGACUUUGGCCGAGUGGAGCUCCUCCCCUAUCAGCCACCAGUUUGAUGUGGUAAGCCCCUCACACAUUUGGGUCUUUGCACAUGUGACGCAAGGUCAGGACCCCUGGGUGAUCAGCCUGUCCAGUUACCUGCGGCAGGAGCACCUGCCCAAACACUGUCCGUCGGCACUGAGCUACGCUUGGGUCUUUGCCUCCACACGCCUCCAGCUGCUCUCACCACAAGUCGACAUCAACAGCCCCAUCAAUGCUAAGAAGGUGAACAACAUGAGCAGUAGCAGUGACUCUUAUGUAGGGCUUUGGAGGAACUAUCUGAUCCUUUGCUGCAGUUCUGCCACUUCUUCAUCUUCCUCAUCAUCAUCCUCAUCGGCCCCCGGCUCUGUUCGCUGCUCCCCGCCCGAGACCCUGGCGUCCACGCCAGACAGCGGAUAUAGUUAUGAUUCAAAGAUCAUUAGCGUUCCGUCCCCUUCCUCCUUGUUCAAGCAUGUGGUUCCUAUGAUGCGUUCUGAGAGCAUGGACAUCACUGAGUCUCUUGUCCUGGGGCUUGGCAGGACCAACCCCAUUGCCUUCAGAGAGCUGUUGGAUGAGUUAAAUCCCAUCAUUAAAGAGGCGCUUGAAAGAAGGCCAGAGAACAUGAAGCGACGACGUCGUCGUGAUGUUCUCAGAGUCCAGCUGGUCCGGAUUUUUGAGCUACUGGCCGAUUCUGGGGUCAUCAGUCAGACUGCGAGCAGUGGUCUGGAUGGGGAGUCUCACUCUUUGAACAGCACGCUGCUGGAGUACGUGGAUCUGACCCGGCAGCUUCUGGAAGCCGAGAAUGACAAAGACUCGGACAUGUUAAGAGACAUCCGCUGUCACUUCAGCGCCCUGGUGGCCAACAUCAUUCAGAAUGUACCAGUGCAUCAGAGGAGGAGCAUCUUCCCACAGCAGUCUCUGAGACACAGUCUAUUCAUGCUCUUCAGUCAUUGGGCGGGACCCUUCAGCAUCAUGUUCACACCGCUGGACCGAUACAGCGACCGUAACAUGCAGAUCAACAGACACCAGUACUGUGCGCUGAAGGCCAUGUCUGCAGUGCUGUGUUGUGGUCCGGUGGCCGAUAAUGUUGGUCUGUCUUCUGACGGAUACCUUUACAAGUGGCUGGACAACAUUCUAGACUCCCAAGACCGCAAGGUGCAUCAGUUGGGAUGUGAGGCAGUCAUGCUGUUGUUAGAACUGAACCCAGAUCAGAGCAAUCUGAUGUUCUGGGCGGUGGAUCGCUGCUACACGGGGUCCCGCAGGGUCGCCGCGGGCUGCUUCAGGGCCAUCGCUAAUGUAUUUCACAACAGGGAUUACCAGUUUGACACUGUGGUUCUGCUGAAUCUCAUCCUCUUUAAGGCCGCAGACUCUUCCAGAGAUAUCUACGAGGUCGCCAUGCAGCUGCUACAGAUACUGGAGCCAAAACUCUUCCGUUAUGCCCAUAAACUGGAGAUCCAGCGUGCUGAUGGCGUGUUAUCUCCAGCCUCCCCCCUUCCUCACCUGUACUCUGUGUCCUACUACCAACUCAGCGAAGAACUUGCUAGAACGUACCCCGAGCUCACCCUGCCCAUCUUCUCAGAGGUGAGUCAGAGAAUCCAAACAGCGCACCCUGGUGGUCGGCAGGUGAUGCUGCAUUACCUUCUACCCUGGAUGAACAACGUGGAGCUGGUGGACUUCAAGCCUUCAACUCGGCGUCAAGAGGAGCCGUCGACAACGGAGGAUGAGGAGGAUGCCCACGAGAGAGACAUGAUGAUGGUGAACAGCCGUCGCUGGCUGAGAGGAGAGGGCUGGGGGUCACCGCAUGCUACCACCAUGAUCCUGAAUAACCUCAUGUUCAUGACUGCCAAGUAUGGAGAUGAGUUCGCAUGGUCAGAGAUUGAGAACGUCUGGACUACUUUAGCUGACAGCUGGCCCAAAAAUCUAAAGAUCAUCCUGCACUUCCUCAUCAGCAUGUCUGGAGUCAACAGCGAACCGAGUCUUCUGCCUUACGUGAAGCGUGUGGUUGUGUAUCUGGGCAGGGAUAAGACCAUGCAGUUGCUUGAAGAGUUAAUGAAUGAGCUGGAGUUGACAGAGCCUGUGUGCUCAGCUGUCACUCACAUGGAUAACCCGCCUUACUAUCGCAUCACUUCCUCUUACAAAAUCCCCUCGGUUACAUCAGGAACAACAUCCAGUAGCAACACCAUGGUACCUGGACCUGAUGGACACCACGACAGCAAACUAAAAGAUUCCAACAUGGAGGACAAUUACACUCAUCUGGACAUCUACAGCGGUCUUAACAGUAAUCUGAACAGACAACAUCAUCGGCUGGAGUCCCGUUACAGCAGCAGCUCAGGAGGAUCGUAUGAGGAAGAGAAAAGUGACACUAUGCCUGUUUACGCGAACUGGCGUCUGAAGGUGAUGGAUCAUAACCGGCCCGAGCCCCUCCCAUUUCCCCCUACCGGCGGCUGCUGGUCACCUCUGAUCGAUUACCUGCCCGAGACCACCACGCCUGGAGUCUCCCUGCACAGGUGUAACAUUGCCGUGAUCUUACUCACCGACCUCAUUGUAGACCACGGCGUCAAAGUGGAAUGGAGCUCGUACCUUCACCUGCUUCUGCACUCCAUCUUCAUAGGCUUCGACCACCAGCACCCAGAAGUCUAUGAGCACUGCAAGCGCUUAUUGCUCCACCUGCUGGUCGUCCAGGGAACCAACAGCAGCGUCCAGUCGCUGGCCUCCGUGCUGCUGCGGAACAGAGAGCUUAAUGAGCCCAGAGUCCUGACAGUCAAACCAGCGCUUCAGGAGUUCAACCUCACAGGCACCACAGAGCUAAUGCCUGAAUACCAGCCGUCUCCGACGACAGAUUCUGGCCUGAGCUCCAGCUCUACGUCGUCCAGUAUCAGUCUGGGCUGCUCGGUCCUGCCUCACCUCACCCCCACUCUUCUUAAUGAAGUGGACCUGUCUGCAGAACAGGACGAGAAGGUCAAAAACCUCAUCGAGUUCAUCAGCUCAAGGAAACGAGGUCCACUGUGGAACCACGAAGACGUCUCUCCUAAAAACCCCAAUAUCAAGAGCGCUGAACAACUUAGCGUUUUCCUACGCCAUGUUGUCAAUGUUUUUAAGCAGACGCCGUCCGGUUUUCAGCUGGAACAGAAGUUGAGUGAAGUUGCUUUGCAGACCGCUCUGUCCUGCUCUUCACGGCACUACGCCGGUCGCUCUUUCCAGAUCUUCAGAGCGCUGAAACAGCCCCUCACAGCCUCCACGCUGUCAGAUGUGCUAUCUCGUCUGGUUGAGACUGUGGGAGAUCCAGGAGAAGAGGCUCAGGGUUUUGUUAUUGAGUUGCUUUUGACUCUAGAGGCUGGUAUAGACACACUGGCUGAAACCAUGAAAAAUUACGACUUGCUUACUGCACUCUCACAGGCCUCCCAUGAUCCUCUGCAUGGCACCAAGUUUGCCAAUAACAGGAAGAGUACCGGCCAGCUGAAUCUCAGCAGCGGAAGUUUCUUGCACGGCAACUACAGCCACACUCGCAGCAACUCUCUCCGGGCCUCGGAACGCCUCGGAGACCGGCGCCGUAGCAACACCCUUGAUGUGGCCGACCGUCUGGGCGGCAGCCACGGCAACCUAGCCCGUACGCGGAGCUUAUCGUCGUUAAGAGAGGAUGGGGGGCGUGGAGCUGGAGGAGGUGGUGGAGCCGGGUCUGGUGAGGUGGUGCCACCCACCGACCCCACCAACCUGCUGGCGACGGUGUUCUGGAUCGCCACGUCGCUUUUGGAGUCCGAUUAUGAGUUUGAGUACCUGCUGGCUCUCAAGCUGUUAAACCGACUCCUGGCCCAGAUGCCCCUGGAGAAGGCCGACAGCAGGGAGAAGCUAGAGAGGGUUCAGGCCAAGCUGAAGUGGUACAACUUCCCCGGGCUGCUCACGCUUUUCCUGAAGGGCUUUACUUCAGCUGCAACACAGGAGCUCACUAUUCAUCUCCUCAGUAAACUCAUAACGGUGUCUCGACACACGCUUAUAGACCCUGCACAGGUAGCAGGUUUUCCUCUGAAUAUCUUGUGCCUGCUGCCACACCUGGUCCAGCACUUUGACAACCCCACAGUGUUCUGUAAGGAGACCGCCGACCGCAUCGCCAAAGUGUGCGCCGAGGAAAAGUCGGCGACGCUGGCCAACCUGGCACACAUGAUGAGCCUAUACUCCACGCACAGCUACUCACGAGACAGCACCAACUGGAUCAACGUGGUGUGCCGCUACCUGCACGACUCGUUCUCUGAAAUCACUUUUAACCUGGUUACUUACCUCGCUGAGUUGCUGGAGAAGGGUCUCAACAGCAUGCAGCAGUCUUUACUGCAGAUCAUCUACAGUCUGCUUAGUCACAUCGAUCUGUCUGCAGCACCGGUCAAACAGUUCAACCUGGAAAUCAUGAAGAUUAUAGGCAAAUAUGUUCAGAGCCCGAAUUGGAAAGAGGCCCAGAACAUUCUGAAAUUGGUCGUGUCUCGAUCAGCCAGUCUGGUGGUUCCAGAUGAAGUGCAGCGCUCCUAUAGCACCGAGUCGACUGGCUCGCCGGAGAUCGCGUUCACUCGCAUUUUUAACAAUGCAUCUAAAGAGCUGCCAGGAAAAACGCUGGACUUCCACUUUGACAUCUCAGAGACACCUAUCAUAGGUCACAAGUAUGGCGACCAGCGAACUGCAGCAGGGCGUAAUGGGAAACCGCAGGUCAUUGCUGUGACAAGAAGCACCUCUUCGACUUCCUCGGGGUCCAACUCCAACGGCCUUGUGCCAGUCAGCUGGAAGAGACCUCAGCUUUCACAAAGGAGAACCCGUGAGAAACUGAUGAAUGUCUUGUCUCUGUGCGGCCCUGACACCGGCUUGCCCAAAAACCCCUCUGUGAUAUUCUCCUCAAACGAGGAUUUGGAUGCAGGUGACCAGCAGACCAGCCUGAUCCCCACUGUAGAGGAAGUGACACGGGAGGAGGAGGCACAAGCGGAAGAUGCAGGAAGUGAACAGCAGUUUGGUGUCUUUAAGGACUUUGACUUCUUGGAUGUGGAGUUGGAGGAUACGGAGGGGGAGAGCAUGGACAACUUUAACUGGGGUGUGCGACGCCGUUCUCUGGAAAGCAUUGAUAAAGGUGACACCCCAUCGCUGCAGGACUGUCAGUACUCCGGCAGCACGCCCAGCCUCAUCCAACCAGAGGACACAGAUGAAUCAUCAGAGGAGGAGGUACUGAGCGCUAGCCAGAUUCUCAACCGCUCCAAUCUCCUGAACAGCGACUCUGCUACCGAUGACGCCAUAUCCAAUCACAUGGACUCCCUACUGCAGUCCCAAGAGUCUUCCAAUUGUGUCCUGACAGAAGAGGCCACACCCACUCUGCCACUACCCCGCUCAGACAGCCCCACCCCUGAGACCGCCCACUCUGACAGCAAUAGCAGCCAGCUGCCUGAGGAUGCCAGUGUAACUGCCGUCGAUGAAAUAAGCAGCAGUGUCAGCGAGGAUACGGGGUUUGGGAGUGCCCCUCCCUUGCCCUCGGACCCCUCUGAGUUUUGUGACUUACCUGACUCUCAGGACCCCACCGACGACCUGGAUCCUGCCCCCCCUCCGCCGCCAGCAGAGGACAGCCCGCCUGGAUCCCUCUUUGAGGAAGAGCCGGCACUGCCGCCACCUGUCAUAGACUCUGCACUGGGGUCCAUGUGCGAUGAUGAGACAAGCCUUGUGCUGCCCGAUCAGGACUCGGCCCUGGUUUUGGUAUGUGAGGAGGAUGUGACGCUGGCUUUGAAAGAGCUUGAUGAACGAUGUAAGGAAGAAGAAGCGGAUUUUUCCAGCAUGUCCAGUCAAGAUGAGGCUGAUGCCGAUGGUUUUCCUGAACUCCAGGCCUCUCCACCUCCAUCGCCCUUUCUCUCGGCUAUUCUGGCUGCGUUCCAGCCCGUAGCUUAUGACGAUGAGGAGGACGCUUGGCGUUGCCAUGUCAACCAGAUGUUGUCAGACUCGGAUGGGUCUAGUGCUGUGUACACGUUCCACGUGUUCUCACGACUCUUCAAGCACAUCCAGAGCAAAUUUGACUCGAUUACACACACCUCGGUGCGCUUCCUCGGUGAGGGACUCCAGAGAAUGGGAAACCAGUUUCUGAGCUCUCUAGAGGUCAUGACCUCUUGCUCCCAGUGCCCUACAGUUCUAUUGGAUGCUGAAACUCUGGUUUCCUGUGGGCUUUUGGAAACACUGAAGUUCAGUGUGUUGGAGUUACAGGAGCAUCUCGACACCUACAACAGCAAGAGAGAAGCAGCUGAACAGUGGUUGAAUAACUGCAGAAAGACGUUUGGUGAUAAAGACAGCGAGCAGCGACCCAACAGUCAAGCUCAGCACAUGGAAAUGCUAGCAGAACUGGAGUUGUGUAGAAGAUUGUAUAAGCUUCACUUCCAGCUCCUGCUGCUCUUUCAGGCCUACUGUAAACUCAUCAGCAAGGUGGACACCAUGAAGAGAGAGGCCGAAGUGACUAACAUGUCAGACGAGCUGGCCAUAUUAGAAAGCUGUCUGAAGGAGGCGGAGUCGGUCGGUGAUGGACUGGGGGUAGUGGCAGAGUUUGAAUGCGACCAAUCAAGCACAGAGACAGCAAUCCACUCACUCAUUGAAAGUCUUAGAGCUCGUGAAUUUAGCACAGCCAUCGCCCAAGUUAAAGCUUUCAGGUGCCUGUGGCCCAAUGACAUAUUCGGCAGUGAGAAGGAUGAUGCCGUGCAGACCCUGCUUCACAUUUACUUCAGGCACCAGACUCUGGGUCAGACGGGCUGUUUGGCCUUGGUGGGACCCAGCAGGGAUCUUUCUCAGGCCAGCGCACGCCUCAUGGAGCUCAACCUUCAGAUCCGCGAAGCUCUCUGCCAAGCUCAGACGCACCCACAACAGACACACAUUCUCUCCCCGACUCCCGCACUACACAUCCAGACACAAAUCGACACGCAGGACACGGUCCUCAGUACCGGACUGUGAGAGUUUCAACAGGUCCAUACUGGGAGCUGGAGAGCAAGAAGUGAACUCUCUUCCUUGGCUCAGAAAGCGAAGGGCGCUAAAGGUGUGUGAGGAGUUUGGAGAUUCAUUUAGACUUCACCUCAAAGGGCUAAAGAAUGUGUGGAUAUUAGUUACCCAAAACUUUAUGAACACGCACGUCCCUCAUUUUCCACUCACUCCCAUCCCCUUAAGUCUCCAAAAUAAUUUAAAUUCUCCAAAUGUAUGCUGCAGUCACGUGAAAAGGAUGGAUUGGACGAGAACCAUAUGAGGGACACCGGGCGAUAAUGAUGCUAAAUUUGAAGCGGUUUGGCGGAAUGACCUAUGACCUCUGGGCGGUGGUUUCCUUGGAACGAUCAGCAUCCAUCUGCCUCACUUUGCACUGGGGCAGAUAUGGAGUUUGUUGACUGGGAAAGUUUGUGUAUAGUCCGAGUAUCGUGGCGGAUCGGCGAUGAUUCAUCUCCCUGUGCUCAUUGUCCGUCACGAAGACAACGUUUUCAAAAGCAUGCUUGAAAGAGAAAAGCCUGCAGCAAAUAUUUUUUUGAGAAAUGUAUUUUUUAACAGUCUUAGGUUGUAAAUGUUAGAAUAUUUAACAUGUAAGCUGGGAAGGGGUGGGUCUGUACCUUCUGUAUAAAGAGAGGUUUAUCUGUUUAACUUUAUUGAUCUGCGUUUGGGAGAACUUUCAGCUUUCACCGGGUCGCUCUUACAAAACCCUUAAUCUAUAACCAAAUAAGUAGCUGCCUGUAGAAAACCAUAGACUCUUGUGUAAGUGUGUGAGCAGAAGCGUGGGUGUGUGUGCGAGUGUGUGCCAUGGACUGAUAUUUGCACACCCGUUCUCUCAUAAAUGCACGUUAACAAUUCGUUGAAGUGCAAACUGGCUGCAACUCAUGGAAAUAUCAAUAACUUAUUUUACUCUGUAUAUAUUUUAGAAAAAUGUAUAGUGUAAAAGCAGUAUUUUUCCCUUGUACAUUUGUGUAAUGCACUGUUCAAUCAGAGAGAGAGCUCAUUAGAGGGCAAAAACUAAUGCAAAAAAAAAGAAAGCUGAAUAGCCGUUGGAUGUAAGUCUCAGACUUUAUAGUAAUAAUAUAUGCCACCUUAACCUUCAAUAUUUCCCAAUGAAUGAGCAUGGCUGAGGUCAGAGGUCGGUCAUCUGUUCUUACCUGUCUGACGGUUUCCUUUGCGCUCAGCCGAGCUUUUCCAUAUGCAUUCCUUAAAACCCACUGUGAUCUCCGUGUUGGCUUUAAGUCCCCCGCCGUGGGUAAACUGGGGCCGGUGUUUGUCCAUGUUGGCUCUGUCUUAUCCCUAGACUCAGGGCUGCACUGAGGGUUUGUGAGUCGGAGCAACGUUAAACGCAAACGUGGGGGGGGUCAUUUAAUUUGUCGUGGCACAUUGAGAAAUAAAACAUUCACUGUAUUCAUUCCUCUCAGAGAGCUCUUCCGUCGCUUGUUUGGUACAUUUUGAAUGCUGUUCUUAAUUAUUUAAUGGAUAUCUUAUUUACCUAGAAAAAAUAUUUUAUUUUUAUCUAGAAGUGCAUUCUCUUUUUCCCCUUUCCCUCUUUUUUCCCCCGUUUCUUUUUGGUUUGUCUGUCAUCUGAUUUGCCUGCUUUUUCCCUGUGCUGUUAAAUAAAAACCUGAUAAGCAACA